CGGAGCAAAGCCAUAAGGAAGAAGACCAAGAAGCCCAACACGGCAACACCAGAUCAUCACCCACAAGCUCCAGUCGCGAAUUCCAAAGCACACCAAGCAAUCACCACCCGUCGGAGGCUCCCACGCUGCGCGCCGACCUCCUCCGCUCCCUCCAUGGCGACGGUGACGGCGACAGCAACGGCAAGAAGCCUCACUCUCGUCUCUGGUCUUGCUGCCUUGCUCGUCUUCUCUCCUUGCUCGCUGUCGCUGGCCACCAGCGACCGGGACGCCGAUAGGGUGGAGCGCCUCCCCGGCCAGCCGGAGAGCCCGAGCGUGUCCCAGUUCUCCGGCUACGUCACCGUCGACGAGCGACACGGGAGGGCGCUCUUCUACUGGUUCUUCGAGGCGCAGGCGCUGCCGGAGGAGAAGCCCCUCCUCCUCUGGCUCAAUGGAGGACCUGGUUGCUCGUCAAUUGGUUAUGGAGCUGCAUCUGAGCUUGGGCCUCUCAGAGUUGUCAGCCAUGGAGCAGCGCUGGAGUUCAACCAAUAUGCUUGGAACAAAGAGGCAAACCUGCUGUUCUUGGAGUCUCCUGUUGGGGUUGGCUUCUCCUACACCAACACAUCCACUGACCUUGACAAACUGGAUGACGAAUUUGUAGCUGAAGAUGCUUAUAACUUCCUAGUGAACUGGCUCGAGCGAUUUCCGGAGUACAAGGACAGAGAGUUCUACAUCGCAGGAGAGAGCUAUGCAGGCCAUUAUGUGCCACAACUUGCUGAACUUGUUUAUGGGAGGAACAAGGACAAGAUGGCCAAAACAUACAUCAACAUCAAGGGGUUCAUUGUUGGAAACCCUAUCACCAACAAUUACUAUGAUUCAAAAGGGCUAGCUGAGUAUGCCUGGAGCCACACAGUUGUGUCGGAUGAAGUCUACGAGCGCAUAAAAAAGUAUUGUGACUUCAAGAACUCCAAUUGGUCUGAUGAUUGCAGCGUUGCCAUGAACAUCAUCUUUAAUCAGUACCAAGAGAUCGACAUAUACAACAUCUAUGCCCCCAAAUGCCUUCUAAAUCAGACUUCAGCAUCUUCUGUUGGUCGUGCAUUUUUCGCGAAUGAUCAGGAUCAGUUCAGGAGAACGAUUCGAAUGUUCUCGGGCUAUGAUCCAUGCUACUCAUCCUACGCCGAGGACUACUUCAACAAGAAACAAGUGCAGAGAGCAUUCCAUGCGAAUCUCAGUGGGUUGCUUCCAGGGAAAUGGCAUGUCUGCAGUGACCCCAUCCUGAUCUCUUACAAUUUCUCGGUAUUCUCGGUCCUACCGAUAUACUCUAAGCUCAUCAAAGCAGGGCUCAGAGUUUGGCUUUACAGCGGUGACGCAGAUGGUAGGGUCCCGGUGAUCGGCUCCCGGUACUGCGUUGAAGCGCUCGGCCUACCGAUCAAGACCCAGUGGCAACCCUGGUACCUCAACAAACAGGUUGCCGGGAGGUUUGUGGAGUACCAUGACAUGAGCAUGGUGACAAUCAGGGGUGCAGGUCACCUGGUGCCCCUCAACAAGCCUGCUGAAGGGCUGAUGCUGAUCAACACAUUCCUCCGUGGCGAGCAGCUCCCGACACGCCGAUGAUGGAUGGUGCAAUGGAAUAUUUGGGGAAGAAGAUGGCACAAGAUAACCGCGAAGAUGUUUGACCUGAAACUUACAAGUUAGACUCUUUGUGGAACAAUUUUGUGUCCAUUGUAGCAAAGUUAGCAUAUUUGCUAGGCAUUUGAAUUUGGCUUUUAUCAUGGAUCUUUGGUAUAGAAGAUCUGAUCUUUUCUAGAUUAACAGGGAUCAAAUCAGGCCCUAGUCCAAGUUUAUUGAAACUAAGAUCACACCUAUUUACACACUACAACUGAAAUUUAGGUGAGUAUUGUUCAUCCCACAGC
Molecule: messenger RNA, 1889 nt
Organism: Phragmites australis (common reed)
Lineage: Eukaryota; Viridiplantae; Streptophyta; Magnoliopsida; Poales; Poaceae
Product: serine carboxypeptidase-like 26
Exons: 10
Coding region: 154-1590 (478 amino acids)
Biological process (GO): proteolysis
Cellular component (GO): vacuole
Molecular function (GO): serine-type carboxypeptidase activity
Source: RefSeq, a predicted model, not a curated record